Molecule: messenger RNA, 624 nt
Organism: Fusarium sp. VM40
Lineage: Eukaryota; Fungi; Ascomycota; Sordariomycetes; Hypocreales; Nectriaceae
Source: the annotation of a GenBank genome assembly
AUGUCUCUCGAAACAGUGAAUCUCGAGCAUUUGCCAGAAUCGCACAAGAUCUACGUUGCCCUAUUCCGUGACGUACAGAACUCGGCCUUUCUGCACCAGCAGCUGCUCGCUCGGAACCCCCUGUUCGAGUACGCCUUCAUCGAUGCCUCGGUGGGCAAAAUCGUUAAUACCAAGUCUCACCAGGUUGUUUCCCGGCUUCAGUUAUUAUCCGCUGUCUUCAAGGCUACGUUGACGGCUGUAAAUGGCGCUCUCAGGACUCCCAACGUUCACUCCGAGAUUGUCUGUACUAUGAGCUCCUCUAAUAACAUUGCUGAUGCCUACCGCCGAUAUGGUAUCUCACCAUCUACUAAAGACCUCAUUGUUGUCAAGGUCACCUUUCCUGGAGAGGAUGGUGCUGAGCCCUUGACCCAUGAUCAGAUCUGGGAACAUCUCAAAUCCAACGUGGAGGGAGAGGCCGUGUCCAUCACAGAUGACCAGAUCUCUACCACCACUGACGUGCCAAAGGUACGCAAGUACUACAAGUUGAAUGGACUCAAGUGGCUUGAUGAUAUCAAGGACGAAAAGGUUAAGAAGCAGGAAAUGGAGUCACUAGUCAUUGGUGCAAUGGCUCUACGAGGUGUUUGA